This is a messenger RNA of Podarcis lilfordi (Lilford's wall lizard), 27936 nucleotides long. The record is from the annotation of a GenBank genome assembly. Lineage: Eukaryota; Metazoa; Chordata; Lepidosauria; Squamata; Lacertidae.
GCGGGAGGGCCGCUUGGCUUUUCGCAGACAAAGGUAGAGCGUUUCUCUGGACUGACCACGCAGCGACACCGGCCACAUCUGUGCAACCCAACACCCGAAUAACACACUCUGCACCUCCUCGCCGCUGACCUUCUGCAUUCAAGCGUUCACUUCGCUGUAACACAAUAGGCUUGUAAGUCGUCCCUUUUAGGAGGCGAGUUGACAGGGUUGGUGCGGAUUGUUCGCGCUUGGCGAAGCUGCAACGCGGAGAGAGAGAGCGAGCGCGAGCGAGCUGGCUUCGGUUUUGUUUAAAUCCCCUCGGUGGGAUUUCGCUGUCUUAACAUUCCCGCCCCCGCUUUGGAACGCACCUGAUUAGUAGGACAGGUCUCUCCCCCACACUCCCACAAAUUCGAACACACUUGAUUAAUUCAGGAUUGUUGUUGUUUGUUUCUUUGCCAUAUUGGGUUACUUACCUUAAGAUUUUUUUUUUUACUUUUUUAUGCAGGGGGCGAAAUCCUAAUUUAGAGGCCUGCUUUUUUUUUCCUGGGUGGAGUUAGCUCUCCCUUGGAAAUCGUAAAAGUGGUGCGUACUUGUGGGUGUUUUUAACAUUUGCCCGAACUUCCUCUGGAGUUCACCUGUUGCUGAACAAUACUGAUCUCUGAAAAGAUACUGGUCUGGUCUCUGUUACAGCUGUGGCAUCACGUCACUCCUGUUCCUUCAGAUUUAAAUCAGCAUCGCUGAUGGCAGAUUCUUACCCAGUGUUCCAUGUCUGCCACAGCUAUGCUAAUCUUUCUGGUUGUGAAAUCUUUUAAAACUGCUUGGCUCCAAAAGCUCCCCCCCCCCCACUUUAAUCUGCUGUAAUCAUUUUAAUGUGUCUUUAUGGUUUUCAAAAACCUUUUAUAGAUCACGACUUUUGAGGGCUAGAUUUUCAUUCAGAAAUGAAACCAUGGCCAAAUUUGUAAUCUAUAUUUGGUUUCUUCGGGACACUUAAAGAACCCUCAAAUGGGGUUACCGGUGGAAGACUUUAAAACUAAUACAUAAAUUGGUUGGCUUUCCAUAACAAUUUGACUAUUUUGGGGAAUAGCUAAAGAUCAAAGAGGCGGAAAUAAGGUUUUUGUUACAUUUUUUUCAGCUGAUUCCUGUUGUUGUUUGGGGUGUGAGGGAGAAUCCAGGCACCUCUGUUUUCUUUUAUUGGGGACAGGAAUCCAGAUGGUAAUGAAUUAUCUUGAGUGUCAAGGAUUGUCACAUGUACAUUGGCAUUUUUCUAUAUUUUUUGCAUUAUCUAGAAAGAUAAUAGCUGAAAAUAGUGACAUGGGCCACUUGCUGGGGGGGGGGAGGGGAAUCGGGUAAUUGUAAUGGCCAAUUGACUCAGGGCAUAAUUUUAACAGUUUCACAGCCACAUUUCCUGACAAUGUGGUUUGCUGAAAUAGGUAGCUUUUUGAGCAAAACCCACUAAUUCUCAGACUGUGAUCCUAAAUACAUCUGCCUGAAACAGAAGCAUUUUCUAUCAGCAUCAGUGUGGUUUACUACAAAAAUAAGUUUUAAGAGCCCUCGGGAUUCGCUUCGAUCGCAGGUCCCUAAACCUGGCCCUAACAACCAACCUGUAAGGUGGGAUACUAGUGUUUCCAACCUAGAUUGGGGUCCCAGAGAGUGGCAUGCUUAAAAUUGCCUCAUAGAGGCAAAACAUUUAAGCCCAAGGACUUCCUGAUUUCUACUUAGUCUUUCAGCUACCAGCUCGUUAAUAUAUUGCUAUGCUGAUGAAUGAAGUCUCUCUUCUAAGCUCGUCAAUGUUCUGAAUGCCAGCCACAGGGAAUGUGUGUAGCCAACAUGACUCACUUUCCUGUUGUGAGGCUGACCCAGCCAUUCUCCUCUUCCCCCCUCCUCACCCCCCCCCCGUCUGUCAUCAUGUAUUUUAGUUUCGUGGAAUGACACAUUAUUGUGGUUGCACAAGCAGAGAACAUCUGACGUCUGAAAAAUAGGUGGAACUGACCAAAACAGGUGCCUCUGGUCUGAGCCAUUCUGCCUAGGCUGUAGAGUAGUGUGGGGAGGGCUGUAGCUCAGGGCUAGAGCACUUGUCUUGCAUGCAAAGGAUCUCAAAUUCAAUCCCUGGCAUCUCCAGGUAGCAGUGGGAAAGACACCUGUGUGAAACCCUGCAGACUUGCUUCCCAGUCAGUGUGAAUACACUAAUAGCCUGACUUGAUUUAAGGCAGUUUUUUCUUGGAAGGGUAGGCCUUUAAUGGCUGCUAGUUUUGAUGCAUAUAUGCCACAUCCCAGAUCACAGUCUGGGUACCAGCAAUGAGAGGUCUGUUGCCCCCGUGUAUUCUGCUUAAGGGCUUCCCAGAGGCAUGUGGCUGCCCAUUUUUGAGAGUCAGGGUGCAGGACUAGGCAGGCCUAUGGUCUGAUCCUCUUCCUAUGUGCUUAUAUAGAUCUAAGAACAUCACAUGGGUAACAAAUUGAGCUUUUGGCCUUCUGGAAUGGGCAAGGACUGAUGCUGCAGCCUAUGCACCUCUCUGUUUACAGGAAUGGCUGGUGUGCUGUCCAUCAAAUGCUUUUUGGGACUCCAGUUCCCAGCAGUCUCAGCCUGCAUGGCCAGUGGUAAGGGAUGAUGGGAGUUGCAGUCCAGCAACAUCUGGCAGGCACCACAACAGCUGCCGUAGUCAAUGGUUACUAUUUAAUGGAUAGCUGCUUUGGCAUCAUGGUUCAACUAGAGGGAUGAGUUUGGAAGUUGGAAUACCAGGCUCAGAAUCCUGCUGCGCUUUGACGUUCGCUGGAUAGGCCACAGGCAAGGUUUUACAUUUUCAGCUUAACCAGCUUCUACCUCACAGGGUUGUUGUGAGACUUAAUAAUGCAAUCCUUCCCUGCCCAAUGUUGUUAUCUGACACUGGAAAGGGUUGUUUGUGGUGUUAGGCUGUUUUCAGGGAACGGCACCAAGUGGCUUUGCAUCCAGCACUCCCUAGAGCAGGGGUAGGCAACCUAAGGCCCGGGGGCUGGAUUCGGCCCAAUUGCCUUCUAAAUCCAGCCCCCGGACGGUCUGGAAAUCAGCGUGUUUUUACAUGAGUAGAAUGUGUCCUUUUAUUUAAAAUGCAUCUCUGGGUUAUUUGUGGGGCAUAGGAAUUCGUUCAUUUCCCCCCCUUCAAAAUAUAGUCCAGCCCACCACAUGGUCUGAGGGACGGUGGACCGGCCCACGGCUGAAAAAGGUUGCUGACCCCUGCCCUAGAGAUCCCUCUGAGGAGUUCCAUUCCUAGGCCCCUCCAUUGCGCCAGUCUGGAGCUGGCAUAGCACAAAGAAAAGGAAGAGCCAUUCAGUGGCCAUCCUGGCUGAGUGUGAGCCAAAGGUCUUGGGAUGCCUAGCUGCAUGUCCAGCUUCUCACUCCUGUCUAGUCCAAGUUAGGAUUGCCCUUUAAAAUGCUCUUGUGCCGUGAGGUCCUUGAUUCAGCUAUACAGUAUGGUAAUAUAAUCAAUACACUGCACCAAUUCUUAAUUGGUGGAUUUUGUAAGCAAGCAUUUUUUUUUUAAAAAAAAGAAGCAGCUUGAGGCAAUUGAUUCCUGGGGGAAUUGGGGAAAUUCCUUCAACCAGGAAGGCUGUGGCCAGCCCUAGUAGUCUACUUCCCAUCUGUAUCUUGUAGUCUGCCCUCAUAAGACGUUUGUUACCGCAGAAUGUUAGGGCUUUCCCCAUAUAAUCUCCCGUCUGCAUUCAGUUUGAUUACAUUGGAAGAAAUAGGUCUCUUUUUGUGUCACCCCAGGCACUGGGAAUAGAUUGCCCUGUGGCAGCAGAUGAGGUUACAGGUACUGCCAACAAUUUGUGAAGAGAUGUAGUGCAUCAGUACCUAUACUGUGGUGGCCAAUCUCCAUAGUUAAAGAUCACAAAAGUCCUAAGAUGUUUAAAUCAAAAAUGCCAGACCUACUUUUUUACUUUAUUUCUCUCUACCCCAAGAUCUCUGUUUCCAUUUUUAUUUGGCCAGAAAACAAUAGAAGUUAAAAUAAAUGCAUUGUUGUCCUGUCAGGCCUCUUACAUAUUAGAUAUUUAAUUUCAUGUUUCAUACCUUUUGGUAAUGAAUCUUCUGACCACCCCAUGCAAAAGAUGUACUUUCAUCCUGACCAACUCUAGUGAGUGGCAGCUUUAACUAGGUCAUGAGUCUUUAGCCAAGGAAAUCUAUGUGUUUCUUGAAAUUGCAUUCAGUGUUCUCCAUUCCAUUAGGAACUUGGCAUGUUACCCCUAACUGCUUGUUCUUCCCAAUUUUGCCUUACCCCAUUUGCGGCUUGUGGGAUAUAAUUGGCCCCAGUGAAAACUUCCACAGUGCACCCACUUUCAACUUUCAGUAGCAAGGAAAGCUUGCAGACAUCUCAUGCAUAAAUCCAUUGUCCCAAUGUCAAGCUUGCGUACUGUGGAAACUUCAAAGCGAAACUCCCAUUUUCUUCUCCGAUGACUUAUAUCUUCCUUUCUAGAUAACUUUACCCCCGCUGAAGAAUGAUCACAUUUUGGAGCAGGAAUAGUAUUUUGCUCAUAUGAUGUUGAUAACGCAAACUGCUUUUAGGGGGAAAUACAGCAACUUAUUCGCUUGAUGCAACCACAGUAAAGUCAUUACUAAAAUGUAGAUUAUCUGAGGUUUGAUGGGUUGCAGAGCCCAGUUAGCAUGCUGUCAACUGCUUUGCGCUUGAGAAUGCCAGAUGUGCUUGGGUUAAAGGAGUGGGACUUUCAUGUACGUUGGAUAUUUGAACCGAACACUGUAGCCACUGAAGGUAGUGGCUUCCCUGGCAUGACUGUAGCCACACAACAUCCCUAUGAGUGAGACUGUGACUUCAUUUUUGUAAAUGUGGGUGAUAAGGGCACAACUAGUCAAAAUCAGUCAGUUCCUCCUUUUGAGAAGAGGGGUUUGAAUCCAGCUCAGUGUAACAAUCUGCCCACCACCAGACCACACUGUGGCAGAGAACACUGUUUGCAUCUCAUGUCCCAGCUGAGUGAUGCAGAUCUCAAAUAUAUCAAGUGUUUCUUUGUGUUGGCGGGCAAAAGCACAGAGGUCAAGAACCAGCUCCUUCUCCCACAAGCAUCUAUACUCUUGAUGUGGCUUUCAGGAUUAUUCAGCAUGUGUUUGUAGACAGUAUUAUGAUGAUGAUUAUUAGAAUUUGACUUUUUUGGAGCUUCCUCAUGUAACCUCUGAACAGAAUGUUAUACUGACAUUCCCAAUAAUGUCAGCCACUUCGCUCUUAAAUGGAAACCAUAUGUUGGGCUGUGUGCUGCUUCCUAUUCCCUCUCCUCCUUCCCAGUAAUAUCUCCCACAACUAAUUUUAAACGCCGGUUGAGCUUAAAUAUGUAUCCUCUUCUCUCCCCCCCCCCCCCGCCGCUCUUGCAUAGCAGCAAAGUCAUUUGACUCCUGUGGUUUAACAUCACUUAUAUUCUCUCAAUUGUUUCAUCUGCUUUCACAAGUUGCUACACUCCAGCUCCUAUGAGCUCCAGCCAGCAUGGCCAAUGGUCAGAGAUGAUGGGGUUUGGAGUUCAAUAACAUCUGGUGGGAACCAAAAUUUGGGGAAGGCUGAUUUACAUAAACAUGGGGAGAUUUGGGUGGCUGGUGUGAAUGCGGUGGAGGACUGAACAAACCUCAUUGUUACCUGUUAUCCACAGCUUUUGUGAGCGAGUUGCCUUGUCACUCAACGUCUAUUAUAAAUGUUAGUAAUUUGAACCUCCCAAAGAUGUUGCAUGGCCCCAGAUAAUGGAAAUUAUUAUUGCAACCAAAGGGUAGCCAAUGUGUGGUGUCCUAUAUAUGAUGUUAGACUCCCAAUUCCCAUCAGCCCCAGCCAAGCAUGGUCAGUGUUCAGGGAUGAUGGGAGUUGUAGUCUGUGACAUCUGAAGGGUACCAUGUUGGCUACCCUUGUUGCAACUUUUUCAGAUAAGCACCAGAGUUGAAUUCAUACCUGAAAGCCUUUUCAAACUUCAUGGCCUUGCCGUGUUCCGCAGCCGCUAUUUUAAUCCCCACAACUUAUUUAUCUGAGCAUAUACAGUAUUCUCUUGAAAUAAAUGGAGGCGCUCUUACAGUAAACUAUCCAUCUUUCCUUUCCUCCCCCAGUGGACUAACACACGAGUCUCACAAAAAAGAUGUUGAACAGGUCUACCUCCGCUGCGCCGAAGGAUCCAUAGACUGGAUGUAUCCCACAGGAGCGCUGAUAGUGAACCUGCGACCCAGUAUUGUAUCUUCCUCUUCCAAGCAUUGGACUGUCUGCAUAAAGCCCUUCAAGGACUCCGCAGGAGCAAAUAUUUAUUUGGAAAAAACUGGAGAACUGAAACUGCUGGUCCAAGAUGGGGAUCACAGCCCCGCCCGAGUGCAUUGCUUCAGCUUUGAACAAGGCGGACUCUUUGUCGAGGCCACCCCUCAGCAGGACAUUAGCAGGAAGAUCACAGGCUUCCAGUAUGAACUGAUAAACAAGGGGACGGCAUCCGAUUUGCACAUGGUUUCUGGUAAGUUGCGAGACGAUCCAUUGCAGUUGCACUGUCCUGGUUUUGAAUGCUCAGUGUCUGCCAAAGUGAAUGUGAAAAUAGUACACUACAGUCCAUCAGUUGUCUGGUUACACAAAGUAGCUAGAAAGAAAGUUGUACUCUUCAGAAAUGGUUAUGGUGAAGAGGAGCUCCUUAUAGGAAGAAAAAUGUUAAGAAAUAAACAGAUAUUUCUUACCUUUCUAACAGGUCAGUGUUAUGCAACUUUGCUUGUUGCUCCUGAAAUGAACAACCUGUAUUCUCUCUCUCUCUCUCUCUCUCUCUGUGUGUGUGUGUGUGUGUGUGUGUGUGUGUAUAUAUAUAUAUAUAUAUAUAUAUAUAUAUAUAUAUAUAUUUACCUCAAGGUACCAAGUCACAAACCCCUGCCCUUUUUAAAAAAAAAUAUUAUUGCUUUCUCUCUACCCCACACCUUGUGUACAGGUAUGAAUUGUGAGACAGGCCCCAAAUCAAAAUGAUAACAUAAAUGACUGAAAAGAGAGGUCAUGAAUUGUAAACUUGGAGCUACUUUGCACAUGAUAGACUUCCCAGUAGGAAAGUGCAUGUACCUCAUUGGGAGAAUCACAUGAGCCUGUUGUCCUGCAUGUACAGUGGUUCAGUGGCAAGUGAUUCAGCCAAUUGUUGCUGGACAAAGACUUCCUUCCUCAUUCCACUCCUAUUGUUCUGCUUCUGUUCCUCCUAUUCCUUGACCUAAUUACUCUUUUGUUGCAAAGGAGUGGUUCUUCUCCUGGGGCAAGGCCUGCCUUAUCACAUCUUAUAAUCUCCUCAAUCUCAGUGAAGAUGUACAGUUGAUAUGACACAUCUUGCCAUGUGGUGUAAUUUAGCGGUGCCUCUGUGCCUUUAGCCCAAACAGGCCUUAGGGACCUACUACUUAGGUUUUCAGCCAGAUAUUUGUAUGGUGGUGGUGCUGCUGUUGUGACCCACCAUAGAGCAGGCCAUGGCCCAGUACUGAGUUCUGACCCACCACUUUUGCACUAACAUGUAAAAAAACCCCAUUUCUUUCAAACGUUUGUAUCUUCAUGUGUUUUAUUCCCUCCAUCCUCAAAACUGCAUUGAAUAAAGAAUGCAUGGAAUGGCCUAAAGAAUAUGCACUGAGUUAUUAACAGCAUCCUAGGGGGCACAGAUACCUUUUGUAUCAAACAGGGAAAGGCCAGGGCGCUGUUGGGUACCGCCACCAGUUUUCAGACAAAUUCAUGACUGGGCAGUUUUUCAGGCACCUGGGUUGGGCUGGUUGUGGUCUUCAGAGCUGAAAUUUCACAUCAUAUUAGGUCACUUGCUAUCCUUUGAUUCUGAUGAGACACGAUAUAAAUGCUUUGUGGCUACUGAAGCACCACUUAAUAACCUGCAUUUCAAAGUCACAACACACACAACUUUUGAGUCCAGCUCCUACUUGUGCUUCAGGCAUUCUUUUUUGGGUUUUUUUUGUCUUUUUGAGUGGAAAUUUUCGGUUCUGCAAAGUAAUGUUGGCUGUCUUUCAAUUCAAAAUGUGUAGACUGCAGACAUCUGUUUUUUUGGGUGACCUUGCACGUGUAACUCUACUUUGGCUGCAACAGCUGCUGCAAUUCUCCGCAGCAGCUGAUAGGUGGCGCAUUUGGCAUUGCAACUGACUAUUGGAUCUUUUGCUCUCAAUUAUGUUUUUCUUUUUGCUUUCUGAGAUAUUUUAAAGUUGGAUAUUUUGGAAUCUUAAAUUAUUUCUAGAGACUACAUUGCAACAAAAUCUGUUGCAGUGCAUUCCUGCUUCUGUGCAGUAUUAAGUCCCACUUAAUUUAUUGGGACUUGAGGUAUAAGAUAGUAACUUUAGCAUAUGAUUGCCCAUAUUCUAGCAAACCACCUGCUGAUUAUUUCUGUAGAUUCAGCUAUAAAUUUAUAAGCCCUUUUGCACUCACUUAGUUCUUCCUCACUUAAACUAGGGAGAAAUGAACCGCACUCCAUUGUUUAGUGUUGCAUCUGAGCCAGGGACCAUGGUUUAUUCUACUCCAGACAAACCAUAAUGAUAAGCCAAGAACAAGCUUCAGUUCCAAUGUAAUGCUAAGCCAGGGAUGGUGGUCCCCCCCCCCCAAAUGUGAGCAGGAGGAAUAAAGCAAGUGUGAUCACCUCGGCUCAUGGGAGGUAAGCCAUGGUUCGUGGUUUACUGUGGUACACAAAGGCUGUCUCAUGUUUGGUAGCUAGGACCCAUCAGUUAAAUUCUAGUGAAAAUUCUUCUUUUUUUACACCACAUUUACAACACAUUCUUAUGCAUUUCAGGUGCAAAUCCCACUGAGUUCAAUGGAACUUGCUUCCAGGGAUCAUGUGUAGUAUUGCUGCAUUUGCCUUCCUUACUGACUAAUGGGAGGCAGUAGAGUUCAAGAAAGGUGUGAAUUGAUCCUAGCUUGAGAGAUAAUAGUUUUGAAGGGCUAAAAGAAGGCAGCUGUGAAGUUUAUGCUUAAUGAGGUUUCACAUAAGUUGAACUUAUUUCCCCCUCCCUGCAGUCAUGUACUCUCAUCAGCUAAAUGACUACUUGCCUCUCUUCCUGCACCCUUAUGAUAUUACUGAACCCUGCCCUUAAUUUUUUUUCUGCUCCUUUUCCUAACCUAGCUGUCAUCAAAGCACCCGAGUCAUCAUAUUAAUACUUUAAUGACCCGUUGUGCCCCCAGAAUUAUGACAUUGCAGAGUGCAUCAGCACAUAAGCAGUGUUUGGCAGAGUGCCAUGGUUUUAAUUAGUAGUUCCAGCAUUUUAUUAGUUUACACUCCUCCAUUCUCAAUCUGGGCUUUGCAAAUAAUGCCAUGAAAACUAGACUUCCCCAAGCAAGCUUCUUGGAGCAGGGAACAAACACUGUGUUGUAAACCAUGUUCUGUUGGUUUAGCCAUAUUCCUAUGGUACAUACCCAUUUAUGUUCUGUGGUUUUUGGGAGUUUCAUUCAAAGACAUGCUAUACAGUGGACUUGGUUGUCAUUUGAUGUUAAAUCCCAGGGUGUAGGAUUGGCAGAGGCCAUGGCAGGUGAUCUUCAUUGUGUAUGCACUUGACUUGAGUUCCCUCCACUCCAUAAGUGAGUUUGAAACAUUUUGUGAAUGAGCAAAGAUUGGGAAUUACCUUUUUAAUGGAUAGCAACAUGUGAGUUGUGUCUGCUGCUAAUUUCAGCAGCUGAAAGUGAAUGACUGGUCCACUGAUGUAUGCUGACCUAAGGCUGGAGUUAUGUAAAUAGGAAGGAGUAAUUAGGCAGCAUUUCUAUACAUGUGGCAAAAAGAGUGUGUCCGAUGCUCAUGCCACCCCCUCCUGUAAGCACAAAACCACAAAGUUCACAUUGGACUGUGGCGCUGAAAGUGAACUAUAUAACAUCAUCCAGGAGAUACUGGUUUCACACACAGUGCUAAACCAUGGCUUAGUGCUAUGAGCAAGCCCUACGCAGCAGCUUAAUUCUGACUUGCUAUGGUCUAUGAAGCCACAGGCUAUGUCUUGGUGCUAUGUGCAAACUAGCACCCUUUCCCAACCGUGACAUGCUUAACACCUGCACCAUCACCACCAGGUGCUCACUAAACUACCAAAGCACAAGAGCAGGCAAAGAACAAGCCAUCAUCUGUGGGACAAAUUGUUAACACGUUCUUUUUUAAAAAAAAUAACAAACAAACUAUGGCUUAGCCUUAUGUGUGAACCAGGCCACUGUGUGAUGUGUAGGAUCUAAGGGCAGAGCUACACGUUACAAAGAACUUGCAUUUUGUCUCUGUAACAUCUUUUUGCCUGCUUUCCUUGCAUCAGUAUGCUACACAUUUUCAUGCUCUCAUCUUUGGCAACCGGUGAUGUAUUUUUUUUGUGUGUGAGUGGGGACAUAAUGAUGAAUCAGGACAUGGGGUAAUUUGCAAUAGAAAUUCAACAUGGGGCUUCUGAGUGUGUGUGAGAGAACAGCUACUUCUCCUAAGAAGAGGACAAAGUAGUGAGUAACUUUCUUCGAAAUCUUCUGAGAUCAGCUUGAAAGCUAUAUAGCCAGUGGCACUACCAACUGAGAGGAAAACUAAUAAAAUUAGAGACAGCCCCCUCCCUCCCUUUCCACUCUGUCUCACUCUCUCAUAUAAAUAUGGAAUGGGAACUUUACUAAAGCACUUGAGAAUAAACAAAGAAGGUUUGGGGCUGAGGCUCGCUCAAAGGUAACCACUAUAUGCGCACACAAAAAUACAGUGCUGCCUCAAAUCUUUCUUUCUUUUUUUUAAUGAAAGGAAGGAAAGUUGGGGUCCCUCACUGAGCUUGAAUAAUCUUUCUUUGCAGCUGUUCAUCUAGGAUUCCAAUCCCCUUACUCAUGUUGAAAAGCACUUUACUCCAUGAGAGUUUGCUCUGUAUAUUCAAAGUGCUUUUUAAACUCCAAGCUCCUUAGUUUUCACUGGAAAACUGCUUCCCUGUGCCUUAGCCAAGAUCUGCAAACUUAAUUUACUGGAAUUCAGAAAUAUAAGCCCCUGUUACCUUCAGGGGUUGUUCUGCAUUAGGCCAAGUCAAACUUUAACAAACAUUUCCUCUAUCUUGAUGGGAUCUACUUCUUGUAAGGCAGGUCUGCCGGUUUAUGGGUUUGCUAUAUUUUAAUGUCCGGUAGCGAGUUGAAAACAUUUAUAAAUGCCCACAUUGAAAUGCCGCUCAAGUUAAGUGAGAACAGUAACCAGCUUAUUUUCCAAAGGUUAAUGUUUGAGGAAUAUAGCUCUUGAAAAGCCUUUUCUCUGGUAUGAGGCAAAAGUGUGGGUGGGUGGGAAACAGAGAUGAAGGAUGGAUGUGUACAGGUGACACACACACACACCUCAACAGUUGCACAUGAUGACAUUUGGGACAGAUUCUGGAAGCAGGUGAGGAAUGUUACAGAAUGCCUGAUAAGAUACAGAAAUUAGGAAGCUGCCUUAUAUACAGUCGGGCCACUGCCCAAGUAGCUCAGCAUUGGCCACACUGACUGUAGCAGCUCUCCAUGGUUUCAGACCAGGGUUUUCGCCAUCUCUACCUGGGGAUGUCAUGGAUUGAACCGGAGACCUUCUGAAUGCAACACGCUCUGCUGAGCUAUAGCUCUUAUCCAAGGACAUGCAUUGAUUUGAAUUCAGGGUCUCUCUUGACCCUGUGAUCCACACCAAUGUAUGGUUGCAGGAGAACCACGGUGUCCUGACUGUAAAAAUGGUUAACCCUGGUGGAGACGUAACCAUGGGUUAAUAUGCAGAACAGAAUGAACAGAGGAAUUUGCUUGUGGGGGGAGGGGGUGGUGGAGAGCACACAGCCUGGUUCCAAGGUAUGAACCAUGGUCAGUGGAACAGCAUAAACGCAUCUAUGUGAGCUUAGUAUCUCUCGUGUUCCAAAUAUAGCACCAAAACCAAGAAAAGCACAGGGGACUGUGUAAGCUUUGAAAUUUUCCCUCCCCUCUCAUCAUGUGGAAAGGUUCUUUGGGGUAGAAUGUAUGGUCUGAGUAGGCCUAAGGUGGCAAUAAAGUCACUUCUACGCCUUGCAAUCCUGUCAAUUAAUAAAAGCUUAUUCCCACCCCCUACCUUUCCUCUCAGACACGGCUUCUCUUUCAAAUGUCAAGUAGGCAUUCGACUGAACCUUGUUUAAUGAUUCACCCCCACCUACCCUGUUCUUUUGGGCUUAAAUUUUGUUGGCAGGAGAGGAAAGGGCGGAAGGAUGUGUGAGCAAAAGAGCUGUAGCUUAUUUGAGGCUGCACAGGCCCCUGGAACCUGCUUUGCAGAGUUUUGCCUGCCAAAAGGCUCAUAAUGACCUUUUCACAAAAAAGCUACGUUUUCAGAGCCAAAGCAAGGUUACACCCAAAAGCAGUGGCUGGGAGGAGAGAGAGAGAGAGAGAGAGAGAGAGAGAGAGAAAGAAAAAGAGAGAGAAGGGGAGAGAGAGAGGAGCCCUCCCACCCUAACAGUGACGCAUCCCAUUCUGGAGAGGCCAAACAGGUUAUUUAAAAUUAAUAAAUGAGCCCCUUUUUUUCUUAGUCUAAUCCUUCAGACAUACAUGCAUUUUAAAAAAGGUCAGCAGGUUCUGCGGGUACUCGGAGUAAUAUGAUGCAGAUUACUGGAAACAUAAGUCUGUAUUCUCAUUUUUAGAAGCCCAGUCAAUUUUUAGCCAGCUAACAUCAUAUUUGCAUCUUGCAGUGUCCUUAAAAAAACCCACAAAAAACCAAAACUGAUUAGGUGAGACAUGUACAGGUACUUGUCUAAAUACUACAGCCUUUACCAGCCUAGUAUCCUGCAUAUGUUUUGAACAGUUCCUAAGAAUAUAUCUGCAUGGGGUUUAGGUGCUGGGCAUCUUCUGUUGAUGUCAGGGCACCUGCCUGUAUUCAGAAUUUAGUAUUUGGAUCUCAUCUCCCUGAAGCUCUGAGAUUGUUUCUGGAUGAAAGCCCACUGAGUAAGGCUGAUUCAUGCUUGUGGUUACCCUGAGCAGCAGUAUGGCUUGCUACCAAGUUUCACCUGCGGGAUGAAUAAUGCAACAAUUCACAGGCAACUGGCAUUACAACACCCUCCCACCCCCCCAAAAAAAACCCACCCUGAAACUUCAAGCCACCGUAAUGAGGAGCAAAUGAACUCUGAAGCGCCUCGCUGGAUUUCUCAAAAGUGUGGUCACUUUUGCUGAUGUGGUUUUAAUAGGAGGCAGAGAAAAUACGAGGCUGCUGUCCUAUAGGAAGGCAUGAGCUUUGCAGAGUUUAAUGGCACUUGGGUCUGAGUACUCACAUAUAGGAUCAAACUGUUGAAGAAACAGGUUCCUAGCAUUUGAUGGCAGAAAUUAGUUUAAAUGUGUGCCUUCUUGAAUUCAAGGAGCACCAAGCAGAACUACCAGAAGGUGGGACUUCUGUGCUCUGCAUGGCUCUUCAUCCUAUUCCAGGGCUUUAGCAGAAACAGAAUAAAUGUGGCACGAUAAGGAUAUUUUAUUUAGGUUGCAGAAUUUGGAUUACCUUGCAUCAGAAUUUGGGGUUUUUUGGGCGCAGUGUACACAAAAGGCAGGUCCCCCAGAGUGAGUUGAUGUGGCAGUCUAAAAUGAUUACAUAAGGCAAAUAUUUGGGUUCAGGGGUGACUUCUCUGAAGUUUUGCUGUAAUACAAGAAACAACAUUUUUAUUAUUAUUUGAGAUUAAAAGAAGGAAGGGCUAGAUCUCUCUCUCUCUCUCUCUCUCUCUCUCUCUCUCUCUCUCUCUGUGUGUGUGUGUGUGUGUGUGUGUGUGGCGAAAGCCUAUUUUGUGGUAGUUCACAUUCAUUUCAGUGAGACUUGGCCCAGGAGAACAGCUUUGUGGACUGCAUUUUCCCUUUUAGUCAGCAGCCGCUGUGGCACGUUCCACACUUCAGCUAAAGCCUUGUCUGCGUAUGCAAUUCCAGAUGUUGCUAUAAUUUUGCCCAACAUUCCGUGAAAAAAGUCUGAAAUGAACCAAAAUCCAUGCCUCCUCCUCCACACUUCCAGCCUCUCUCAGAAACUGCUCAUAAAAGAUUGCUUAGGUUAUUUUGAAAGGCUUCCUUAAACUUUGAUCUUCUUUCACUAACUUGCUUUCCAAGUUUAACUUUAACCAGCUCCUAGUCAUUUAAUUCAAUUCCACUCCAAUCUGGAUUCCAUAUGGGGCUGAGACACUUUCCUGGCAGGGCUCCAGCUUGGGUUAAUAUAUACCAGGGCUUAGUUUUAUUGUCCUGAUACCAGAGGGCAAGGGAAAGUUAUUUUUGUGCUCAGCAAAAUAACAGAUAAGAACUUACAAGUAUAAAAGGGCAGGAAACUUGUGGUGUGCCCACAAGCCACCCCCCUCCUUCUAACUAAAUGGAACAAGAUAAUUCUAAGAUCUUCCCUUUUCUCCAUAGCAAACAGGACAUACAAUGCAGAGUAUAGAAGAUCCAAAUUUCUGAAAGAGAGAUUGGUUGAACCAGGGAGUGAUGGUUUGGGACCAGGUUUUGGUGCGUUCACAGCGCUAUCAGUAAAGAUGAUCUUUCAAUGACUUCUGAUGUCAGGGCAAGCUCUAGUUUCCUAUUACUUCUAAACUGGCUGAACUGUACCCUUCUUCUGUGAUGGAGGUUUGGGGGCAUGUCUUGCCCCCAGACCUCUCAACCAGGUUGCAUUUAGCAGCAUGGUCCAAAGGGAGGUCUGUAAUCCUGCACAGAGUUUUUGAUUGCAGGGAAGUUUUGGGAACCUUUGUAUAUGCUCCCUCCGUCAUGGAUGGGAAAGGCAGGGCUGAUGUGCACAUGGUGACUUGUUUAGAGCCACAAAGCCGAGACAAGUUUUUGGUUUGAACCCAUGUCUCCCUGGCCCAAGGUUUGCCUUCCUGCUUUUCCACAUUACACAAAGCAUUUUCCCUUAGGAAGGGGCAAAAGAAACUAAAGCGGUCCAUUCUUUAGGACACAGACCAAGCCCUGCUGCACAUGGGGUUCCGGACUUGAAUUUUCUAAAAAAGAAAAACAGGUUAACCUGUAAAUACGUUUAAUGAAAUACCAUAGUCCCAGCGGGCAAAGUCAGUCGAAGGAUGCAGGGAUUGUUUUAUAUGGUGAACGUUCAAAAUGAGAUGAAUUGUUGUUUUUCUUAGCUUUUUUUACCUUUUUAUGACAAUAAGCCACAAGCCUUAACAGGAAUGAAAGAGAAUUUGAGAUUAAUAACUUUGUCAAAUCCAAAAGAACCAUUGAGAGCGCUUAAGCCUUGUGAAUAUAUUAUGUUUUCUUCAGUCCCCAGUUGUGGUGGCAAACCCCAGGAUCCCCACAGUGAAACCUUAAGCUUUCCUCAGGUGUAUGUUGCUCUGGUUUUUAGUCGACUUGUGCCAGAGACCCGCAGACAUUGAACCCGUUCACCCAUUAAAUCUUACAUUUGAGUGUGCUGAUAUCAAGCUUCUGUAUGACUCUGGUCUAACACAAUUACUUCUCCAUUGAAAUAGUGAACUUGUUGAAGUGUUAGGGCAGUGUUGGUGCACUUUUGUGAUAGGAGGCAAAGGGGCAUUUCACAGAAACAGUGAGAGAACCCGGGACUUCUGGGUCACAUCAAGAAUGGUGUCGGUGGGAUGUCCAUUUUCUCAGUGUGGUGACAUGAGAGAGAUCAUCUUCUUAAGUAACAUGGUGCUCCUCAAAUGUUGCUGGACUAUAAUUCCUAUCAUCCAUGAUGGUUGGUCAUGCUGGCUGGGCAUGAUAGGAGCUGGAGUGGUUUGUUUGGGGAGAAGCACUUCAGAUUUUUGUAGCACUAGAACUAUUCAGGAAGCAUCUCCCCCCUCCCCAUUUUUGCAUACUAGAGCUUCGAUUUGUUUUGGAGUUGUGGCUUUUUGGCCCUUGAGUGCACCCUACCUAAAACAAUUCCCAGCUGUUCAUAGUUUUCCCCACCAUCUAACAUUUCCAUUCCAGUCAGAUUUGAUCAUAAUUGUUGUCAACCUUGGAGAAAAUUGGACUCUCUGAACCCACAUAUAAUUACAGAAGAGCCACUAGUGUUGGAACAGAUUUCCUUCCAUAAUGAAUAUAAUCAAACUCUGACCACUGGUACUCAAACAGCUGCCAAUAGUUGAGCAACCAGUUUGCCCUUGUCUCGAUUUUGGAUUGAAAUAGUCGCUACGUGUUGAUUUAAAUGGGCGUAAGUUUAUGAUCUUGCAUCCAGCAAUGGAAGCAUACAUUGCUUUGAUUUUUAAUGAGUUUAGUACAUAUGUACCUAGGUGCAGGAUCUCUACCUUUACUUUCUGAAUGUGAACGAUAGAACUUUGGAACCACUUAUGAUUCCUCAUUAUAAGUUUCCAGUGUGUCUAUUCCUCCCUGACAUUCCCUAUAAUUUACACAGCUUUUUCUUAUAAACAUUGUGAGAGAAGCUAGUUCGUUUUGUUCAGCAGCUGGAUGUUGUUCUCAGUUCUGCAAUUAUGGCAUAGGCAAGUUUAUGGAUGGAAUGAAGAUGGUGACGAGUCAAGAGAAACACGAUCUUAAGUUCAGCGUGCCUUUAAAAAACCUUGUUUUUGUCAAACCCCAGAAGAAAACAAAAGUUCUCUUCUACUGCUUUCAUAGCUUUUCAUUAAUACCAGAAGCUGAUUAUUGUUGGAGAGAAUAACAGAAUUACAGAGUUGGGGGGUGGGUGGGCAUCAAAUGGCACCUACUCCAAACCUCUAUCAUUGCAGAAAGCCCACUACUCCGGCAUCUCAUUCAGACUCAGUUUAAAACAACUGAGAAGGGCUGAAAUGUGUUGUGUCUGUUUGGCAGUCUGAUCCACUAUUCAUGCCAUCAAGAGGUUUGUCCUUAACCAUUUGCAAUCUAAAUACUCCCUCCCCCCUUGUAAUUCAAACCUAUUGGUUCAGAUUCUACCCUUUGGAGCAACAGGAAAAUAAAAUUGGCAUGUGACAGCCUCUUAGUAGCCUCAUUUCAGACUAAAUGUGCCUGACUCCUUCAGCUUUUCAUCCUUGAGCUUAGGCCAGAUCCACACCAUACAUUUAAAGCACAUUAUUUCCCCAAAAGAGUUCUGGCAACAAUAGUUUCCACCUCAUAGAGAUAUCAAUCCCCAGCAUCCUUAACAAACUGCAGUUCCCAGGAUUCUUAGGGGGACACCAUGUGUGUUGAAUGUGGCUUUAAAUGUAGGGUGUGGAUCAGUCUCAAGGUCCCUGACCAUCUUUGCUGCUUCCUUAGUUACAUUCCAUUUUGCUGGUAUCUACUCCUUUGGCAGUGCCUUGGAGCAAAAUGUUUAAGGGUGGUGGUCCCAGGGCAGGUGUUAGCUGUGGGACUCCAGCAGCUUUCUGAAGGUGCUGGGUCUUAAUGCUGGGCUUGGUGCAUUUUGUUAUUUUUGUUCUUUUAAGGUUAGGUGCAUCCUUUGCUGUGUAAUCAUGAAAUAACCUGUCUUAAAAGAACUGUAACACAAAUUACUGGCCCCACUCUUCCUUGUGCUAAUAUUAGGAACACAAAAACCCAAUAGUAUACAUAGCACUUCUCACCCUGGUCGGUAUUUGAGGAGCUCUAAUGGCAAACCUACCUCCAGGCAGUAGCUGGAGGUGAAUGACUGCCGGCAAGAGAGGCUUGGCCAUGGGGUAACUGAAAUCUACAUAUUGUGUAAUGUAGAUGAUGAGAAUUCCUCAGUAAGACAUGUUAACCGCAGGGGGAAAGCUGCAAGAAAUAAUGUAGACUUUUGACCACCUUGCACCGACCCAGGAGUUUUCAUGUCCAUUUCUUCCUGUUGCAGAGAAGUACUGCAAUUGAAGGAAAUAAGUGUUCUACAGCGUUAGUUGGCUUGCAGUAAAGCCUAUUGCCAUGGUUUCAGCAGAAACCAAGAAGUCACUUGGCUAAAGGCACCUGGGCCUACACUGCAGUUUCACAAGGCAAAAUGUAAAAAUAUCUCCACUUUUCCUGUACAGAAGUAAACAGAGGGCUUUCAGAUGCACUAGUUGGCAGUGGGGGUCAAGGGGUUGCAAGUGCGGGUAAGGGCUGCUUUAGGUUACUUCAGGUCACGACACUCCAUCAAAGGAAUUCCCAGUUGAUUUGAUAGCAAGCAUGCACAAUGCCAGCAUUAUGCCAUGGUCUCUUUAGCAGAGCUAGCAUCCGGCUUUGGAAAUGUAGUGAAAUUGCUUUUCUUUCUCUUGCAGAUUGGAUUAUUGGGGAGCAUAUGUGGUUUUUAUUGCUUGCUUGGGAUUCUGAGCAUUGGGGAUAUCUAAACCUCUGCCAAAAGCAGAAAAUGCAUUAGUAAGCGUGAUGCAUGUAUUUUUUGUUUUCUUAAAAUAUAUUUAUAUUGCUCAACAUGGUGGCGGCGGGGGGGGGGCAGGCUUUGCUUUUCUAAGUGUGCAGGAGAUUUUCUCAUAAAAAUGUCUCUAUUCAUAAAUCUUAGCUGUAAAUGAUUCCUUCCCAUAGCAACACACAAACUAGGAAGUCAAUAUAAGGGUAAAGGGACCCCUGACCGUUAGGUCCAGUCGUGGACGACUCUGGGGUUGCGGCGCUCAUCUCGCUGUAUUGGCCGAGGUUGCCGGCGUACAGCUUCCAGUUCAUGUGGCCAGCAUGACUAAGUCACUUCUGGCGAAGCAGAGUAGCGCACGGAAACGCCGUCUACCUUCCCACUAGAGUGGUACCUAUUUAUCUACUUGCACUUUGACGUGCUUUUGAACUGCUAGGUUGGCAGGAGCUGGGACCAAGCAACGGGAGCUCACCCCAUUGCGGGGAUUCGAACCGCUGACCUUCUGUUUGGCAAGCCCUAGGCUCUAUGGUUUAGACCACAGUGCCACCCAUGUCCUUUUAGGAAGUCAAUAUAGAAGUGCAUAAAUGUGCUCCUCAUCGGCAUCCUUUCACCUUGUGAGAAUCCUUAAGCACAAAGACCCAUCAUUUUUGAUGGUCUGAAUGUUGUUGGACUUUGAAUAGCAUAUUGUAGAGUUUCUACAUGUGCUUCUUCUCCUACCAACCCCCACCUUAAUGCAGAAAGCACCUGGUGCACUGUGAAGAUUUUAUAUAAGGUAAUAAAUGUUGGGGGAUCUUGCUCUUACAUGUUUGUUACAAGUGAUCCUAACUGUGGCAUUGAGUAGACUCAAGCACUCACAUGUCACAGAAGAGAUUUGCCCAUCCAGUGCCUGCCAUCUCCACUGUGAUAAUGACUUCUAGGUGCAUGCUGCUUCAGGUAGUUACAUGACAAGUGCAUAAAGGAAGGCACGAAUCACUCAGACUUCUUCUAGGCACUUCCUUGUAGUGUCUAAAUUAAAGCACCCUUUGUCAAGCAUGCUCAAGAGUUGUGUACAGAAACCCCAAAGUAGUAUUCAGUACUGUAUGUGCUUUCCCUUGCAUUAGUUCCUUGUACUAAUCAAGAAAUCAUUCUUGCAUCAAAGAGGGAACAAUUUCUCUGCUCAGGCUUCUCUUCCUCUUGAAAAAGUCGUGCUUUGUAUGUGUAAUCCUAUUAUAUGAAGUACUGAGCUGUAUAUAAAUCAUCUGGCUGGAGCAAUUGGUUGGAUUUGGAGACAUAAUCCUUCAGGUUGGGUCAGUGCUUCUCUGGGACCUUCUGUUCUGCAAUAUUAGAUUUCUAAGCUGAGGCAAGGAAAUUCAGUAUUCUAGGCGCUAGCUAGCUCUGCUGGGGUGAGCACAAGGUAGGUCAGCAUCUCUUGGUGGAUCUUUGGGUGAUUUUCAGUAGACCAGGAAGGGUUUUCUGACUCCCAAUUGCUUAACAAUAGCACCUGAGUUAAGUGGCCGAAAUGAAGAAAGCUGACCAGAAGAGGGCUUUUGUGUGAAAAACUCAGCUUAGUUCCCAUGCUGAAAACCAUAUGUCUGUUGCAAGCACCAGGCUCUGCUUGGUGGGUCACAGGAAUCUUAUAAAAAGCAAAAGUAUGUCUGACAGGUCCAAAGUCUACCAACCCUCCUGAACAAAACCGUCAAAUGUUACUUGUAUUGGACCAGGCAGAUGUUCUCUGGGAGUGGACUCUUGUUGUAGUGAUGCCCUCUUGAGUUCCUUGUUCUGCCCUGUUAUCCCUUGCAAAAAGUAAUAAGCAAACUGGGCUGAACCUUUACUUGAUUAUCCAGAAAUCCAGUCCCCUCAGUUUAGGAGUGGAUGCUGUAUCCAAACAAGAGUUUGCAUUCAGAUAAAACAAGAAACAACCCAAGGUAUCCUUUCCAUCUAAGCUGGCUACUUACCUAGUUGAGAAUUCUCCAUGGGGAACAGUAUCUGACCAGGUCGUAGGAUUAUGAUCCUAAGCACAUUUACUGGAAUGUGUUAUAUUCUGCUUCUUAGGUCCAGGGUGGUUAACCUGUAGCUCUCCAGAUGUUGCUGGAUUACAGCUUCCCUCAUCCCUGACCAUUGGCCAUGCUGAUGGGAGUUAUACUCCAACAACAUAUGGCUGGUCACAGGUUAGCUGCUCCUCCUGAAUUUCUCAGCUGUUGUGGGUGAUUUUCUCUAUAGUAACAGAAUACUAGUGUGCUAGCUAGCGACUCACAGGAUACAGUGAAGUUGUAGAAGCAGCCACUGAUGGAUUCUAUGAGCUGGCGGUGUGCACAUUAAUGCCUUUCAUGUGGCUAUAAAAAGGGGGCGGAGUGAGGGGCAACUGAUUCACAUCUUCUUAAUUCCAUUGAAAUCAGUUGGACUCUUUUUCCAGUCCUGAAGAGCCAGUGUGGUGUAGUGGUUAGAUAAUCAGACUAGGACCUGGGAGACCAGGGUUCAAACCCCCACUCAGCCAUGAAGUUCGCUGGGUAACCUUGGGCCAGUCGCUGCCUGUCAACCUAACCUACCUCACAGGGUUGUUGUGGGGAUUAAUUGAGGAGAACCAUGCACACCACCUUGAGCUCCAUGGAGAAAAAAGUGGAAUAUAAAAUAAAAUAAAAUAAAAUAAAAUAAAAUAUGAGUUUAAGGAUGGGAUCCCAGGCUACUUGUUUCACUUUUGCUCAAAUGGAAAAAAUAUAGUCAUUAAAUAGCAGGUGGUAUGAGAGGAGGGCAAAGGUUCUAUAAUCUUCCAGUGCUUCAGUUCUGUCUUAAGCCACCAAUGAGCUUAAUUUUGGAUCCUUACUACAGUUGGAGGAGGAGGGUUUUCACAUUUAUGAUGGUUGCAAGUGCCUUGUUGGGAUGACAAAGAAGGUCGUGUUCUUCACCCAACCCCCUUCCCAGUCUCUGGGCCUCUAGCGGGUAGAUUUAAUUAGCAUGUUGCUAGAUAGGGCAGACCUCUGAGAGAAAAGGAAUUCCAUAACUGAAUAGGGUAUUAUAGAAACAUCUGCACUCCUAACAGCACCCACCUUCUCCCGGCAGAAGUAGCUGGCCCCGUACAAAGAGCAGCUACAUUCUUCCCUUGAUUAGAUUAGCAAUAGGGUCUCUCUACUGCAGGGGUCAGCAACCCUUUUCAGCCGUGAGCCGGUCCACCGUCCCUCAGACCAUGUGGUGGGCCAGACUAUAUUUAGGGGAAAAAAUAAAAAUGAACAAAUUCCUAUGCCCAACAAAUAACCCAGAGAUGCAUUUAAAAUAAAAGGACACAUUCUACUCAUGUAAAAACACGCUGAUUCCCGAACUGUCCGUGGGCCGAAUUGAGAAGGUGAAUGGGCCGCAUCCGGCCCCCGGGCUUUAGGUUGCCUACCCCUGCAAUAGGGUCUCUCUACUGUUUCUAGCCUACAUGAUUCUUGGGAGCUGUAAUAGAUCUGGCCUUUAGUCUCCACUUGAUCUUCCUGUCUCAGCCACGUAUGACACAAGAACCUUUGUUUCUUGAAACAUACUUGAAUCAGCAUUUUCUUAGACCAAUGAGGUUUUGGAGCAGACCUACUACAGUGUGUGUUUGAUCACAAAGGUCACCAAGUAGCUAAGGGAUGGGGACUUUCUUACUUGUGAUCUGGUCCCCGUGAUCAUGAUUUGUGCAGAAAAAGUGCCAGGCAAACUUGACAUUUAUGAAUGUGAUUUGCUGAGGCUCCCAUAACCGUCCUCUGGCACACAGCUGCCAUGAUUAUUGUGAAGCAUUUCUGCACCUUGUGGCUGGAGAGAAAACAAGUAGAAAAUGGCCCCGUCCAACAAACCUGGAGAGCCUGCCCGGAUUCUGCAUUUCCAUAGUUUUAAGCCAUAGAAAAGAUCUACACCAUCUUGAAUUGCCAGCUUGUCACGAUCAAACUUUUCCAUGUAUAACUCUUCUCUUUGCACUCCAUGCAGUUAGGUAUGGGAGUGACUUUGGUUUAAAUUUUCAAAGGAGUGCCAAAAAGGUGGCAGGCGUUCAAAACAAAACAAACAAGACUGUAGGCAUGGCACUUGAAUGGUUUUUCACUGUGGCAAUUAUUAAAGAUAACCACCUUCCCCGCUGUGGCACCUGCUUCCUGGAUCAUCCACCACCCACAUUACUUUCCACUUAGAUGACAGUUGUGUAUGAGAGAAGAAAUAAACCCCUAUAAAGGUUAAUGAUAAGAAAAAUAAGAUUAUGAUUUCCACCAGAUAGCCAAAUUAACUCAGAAGCAGGGAAGAACCUGCUGUAAAUCUAGUCUUUAAAGCGGGGGGGGGGGGGAUCCUCAGACCCAGGGGCCUCAACUGUGUCUAUCUGGCCCUCUGAUCUCUCCCCAUACCACCUUCUCUCCUCCAGCCUUGCCUCUCGCCAGUCCUGCUUCAUAACUUCCUUAGGUGUUUUUGUCUGGCUGGAAAAUGUCAUUGAAGUCUAAUGAUGCUUUUAACUUGCCUGGAGGGGGAGUGUGAGUAGAAACUAACCUCUUGUGCAUAGGUGGAUGUGUUGCUACCAAACUUUUAGAAGACAUCUAAAGGCAGCCCUGUUUAGGGAAGCUUUUAAUGUUUAAUAGGUUAUUGUAUUUUAGUGUUUUGGUGGAAGCCACCCAGAGUGGCUGGGGAAACCCAGCCAGAUGGGCAGGGUAUAAAUAAUAAAUUAUUAUUAUUAUUGCUAUGCCCAUUUUUGCCACUGGCCCCACCAACCUUUGAUAUGUGCAGCAUCCACACACAUCCCCCCCUUCAAGAAGGGAAGGUGGGCUUCAGGCUGAAAAACGGCCACAUCCACACCACACAUGCCAAGCACUCAGAUCACUUUAACAGAUGUGGUUUUCCUGACAUAAUCCUGGGACCUGUAGUUUGUUAAGGGCGUUUUUGAAGUGGAGUAAGAGUUCUUGAAAUGUAUCGUGUGGACAUGGCCAAAGGUCCCUCCCCUGCUUGAUAGGGCAUUAUUUCUGCCAAGCUAAAGAUGUGAGCUCCCUGCAUGCUGCUUUCAGUGGUGCAUCAAGCAUGACCUUUGAGGUUAAAGGGUGUUUGUGUGUGUGUUUAGUGAAAAUCCUUCGGGUUUUGUGGCAUUCACGUUCUUGAGAUACUGAAAUGCCCUUUCUGUUUUCCUCAGCUCCCUGCCGCCCUUGCAGUGACACGGAAGUCCUCUUGGCUGUCUGCACUAGUGACUUCGGUAAGUUUAUUUGAUUUUUCUGUUGCUGUUUCCUUCACCAUCACGCUCUCAAACCCCUCUUUCCCCACUCCCUCAUUGUGACAACCUGCUGGAUUUGGCUUGCAGAGACCUCAGCAAACAGUGAGCAAACUGAAAGCUCCGGAUUGCGACAAACAAGGGAGUCCUUUUCUUCCCAUUUCGGAGUAAACAAAGUGUGUCCAGAAGCACAAAGGGGGAAAGGGAGGAAAGGGCUUUUAUGGGUUUUAGCUCUGAAGAGCUUCAAUUAAAGUCAUUGUAUUUGGCUAGCUCUUUUCUGUGCUGGACAAAGAGGGACAGGCGGCAAUAAUAGAGGUAGAAGUUCAAAGGUUUUUAGGGGAAAGCAUUAGGAAUUGCCCUCUUGAUGUUCCUAAAUGGAACCUUAACAAAAGCCCAAAUACUCAAAUGCCUGUUUUCAUAUAAAUGUGGGUUGGGUUUUUUUGGGGGGGGGGAAGGUAAAAAAAGAAAAGAAUGGAUGAGUUUUACAUGUUAUCCCUGUAUGAUGUGGAUGGAGUAGGGCCCUUUUCUACACCAUAGGCCUUUAUGUCCCCAUGGAGGCCAACCCACAAUGUGCUUUAAGAAUAGCAGAAUAUGAGAUGGGGCAGUCUGUGUCAGGAUGGAAUAGGAUAAUGCUGUGCUGGUCAGGGAGCGUUGCGCCUAUCCAUGUCACUAUUGCAGUUUAAUUUGGCCCAUAUGACUGGGCUCACCUUUCAGUAAGCUGGAAGUCCAUGAUGGGCGGUGAAAUUAGAUUUGAAAAACUGAAAGUUAAAACAGUUCCAAUUCAAAGAACUGUCUGUAAGCUGUGAACCACUGAGAAAACAGAUCUCUUUCAUGUGUGUAUCCACUGAAACUGUGGCAUAUAGUCUCACUUGUGUACAGUCAUACCUCGGGUUACAGACGCUUCAGGUUGCAUUUUUUUCGGGUUACGGACAAGCCGAAACCUGGAAGUACCAGAACGGUUUACUUCCGGGUUUCAGCAGGCGCGCAUGCACAGAAGUGCUAAAUUGUGCUUUACACAUGCGCAGAAGUGCCAAAUCGCAACCCACGCAUGUGCAGACGCACCGCUGCGGGUUGCAAACGUGCAUCCUGCACGGAAUAUGUUCGCAACCCGAGCGUCCACUGUCUAUGAAUAGCUGUGGUGUAAAUGGCUCUGAUCAGUUUUGUAAGCAGAGAGCAUGCCAGAAUAUGUAAGCUUGAUUGCUUUAUUUUGCUCUAAAUAUAUUUUGCCUGAGAGAGUCUGAUACAGUAGUUCCUAUUUGGGGUUUGAAAAUUUCCAACACCCUGAGUUCAACUACUACAAGGUAUCCUUUUUCUUUCCAGCCUCCCCCAAUGGUCUGCACACAAUGAUCUUAUGCCCCCCUUAGUGUCUGAUGCCUCAGCUACUAAUGUGUUUUAAAGUAAAGUAAAGGUAAAGGACCCCUGACAGUUAAGUCCAGUCGCGAACAACUCUGGGGUUGCGGUGCUCAUCUCGCGUUACAGGCUGAGGGAGCUGGUGGUUGUCCACAGACAGUUUUUCUGGGUCAUGUGGCCAGCAUGACUAAGCCGCUUCUGGUGAACCAGAGCAGUGCACAGAAACGCCGUUUACCUUCCUGCCGGAGUGGUACCUAUUUAUCUACUUGCAAUUUGACGUGCUUUCAAACUGCUAGCUUGGCAGGAGCAGGGACCGAGCAACGGGAGCUCACCCUGUCGUGGGGAUUUGAACCGCCGACCUUCCGAUUGGCAAGCCCUAGGCUCAGUGAUUUAGACCACAGCACCACCUGCCACCAUGUGUUUUACCUUGCUUAUUUCAAAUGGUGGUAUGUCUCUCGUGUUGGGGAGGGGGCUUUUCUUCAUCCUGCUGAAUGGGACCCUAGACUUCUGCCCGACCCUGAUGCCGCCACUGAGAAAGACAAGUGGCUUUGCCCAACGUGACUUGCGAGGUAGCUGUUUUCCUCCUAGUGAUCGUUAGAGAGCAUUAAAGCAAUUUUCCCACGCUUGGAAUGUUAAGGAAAUGUUGUAAUGAAACAGCUGGGCAUGUUGGGUCUUGGACAUGUGCUGCAGAUAUAAAUACAGUGAACAGAAUGGGCAAUAUUCUGACUGGGGGCGUGAGGGUGCAGCACCCAGGAAUUGCAGUGGGAUUGAUCUAGGUUAGCCAUGCUGGAAAAUGCUGCCCAGACAGGUGGCAUCUUGCUGCAAGUGUUUCUCCCUGGCAGUGUGCCAGAGAAUUCAAUGUAAAUGUUCCUGGGCCAUUAAUAGAAUGCAACUGAAAUGUCCUUCUCUCUCUGUGUGUAUUUAAUAACCUUAACCAUGCAAACCCUAUUCGGUGGUACUUUCUGUAGGAGGAAUUUUGAGUAUGAUAUAACACUUUGUUGUGAGUAACGUCUUCAAAAGAAGACAAACCUGGCUGCCUGUUGUAAAUUUAACAUUAAAAAAGCUACUCAUGCAGGUGUUAUGACUUCAGUGCAGGAAUAUACAAUGAGGCUGAGAAAUACCCUAAAGCAGGAUGCCCAUACUUGGGUCUCCAGCUGUUUUUGGACUACAACUCCCAUCCUCCCUAGCUAGCAGGACCAGUGGUCAGGGAUAUUGGGAAUUGUAGUCCAAAACAGCUGGAGACACAAGUUUGGGGAACUCUGUUCUAAAGGAAAUGUGCUUUGAGGGCAACAUUGCUUGAAUUGUACCUUACUUUCUGGUGGUGCCACCGUCCAUUGUCUUCAAGGGUGCUGCUGAAUCAGUUGCCCCAAUUAUAAUCCUUAUGCAGAACCCAACUGAUAUUAAGCGGAAUGUUAGGUGAAUAUAUUUGCAUGUAUAAACCCUCAACCUAAUUAUGUGUCCAAAUCUUUCUCCCCAGUUGUCAGAGGUACCAUCCAAAAUGUAAUCAAUGAGGAGGAACAGCAAGAUUCCGUCAUUGACGUGAGUGUGAACAGAAUCUACAGGCAGAAGACCAAGAUCUUCAAGCCCGCAGAGGAGAGUGGGAGGUGGCGAGGACAGAUCAAGACCCUGCUGCAAUGUGGGGUGAAACCAGGAGAAGGAGACUUCCUCUUCAUGGGCCACAUGCACUUUGGGGAGGCCAGGUUAGGCUGUGCCCCUCGCAUCAAAGACUUCCAAAGGAUGUACAAAGAGGCCAAGGACAAAGGGCUGAAUCCAUGUGAAAUUGGCCCAGACUGAAAAUGGCAUUCCUGAACCCUUGGGGCUCGGCCAAAACUAAUUCUUAGUUGCUGCAGAUGCGCUGAUCUAAAUGGAACUAAUAACUUGGAGUGGAACAAUCUGAUGUCAGGAGUGACAUUGUUCUCCUUUUUGGAGGUCCUUAAGAGGUGAUUGGAGGAGCAUCUAUCAGGGAGGGUCCAAGUCUAGUGACUCCUGCUGAAGCAGGAGACUGGAGUCCAUGACCCUUGAGGUACCAUAUAACUGUUAUGAUCUUAUGAAAUACAAGAACCACAGAAGCCAAUCCUUGAGGCCAAUGGCACUGUUACACGAAUGGAGGUACGAACCAAACGAUCCAAGGCUGGACUGCAAUCCCACAUCUUGUCCACGUGAACUAAAUUAUUAUUUUUUGGUAACUUCCUUAGGAAAAUGACGAAAGAAGAAAUGUGUCACAAUCUCCAUGUCUUAAAAAUACCAGUCGACUGGUGACCCUUUGUAUCUUUGUAAUACUAAUGUUUUAAAAAUGUGUUAAGCAGAUGUAGCAUUGUUGCAUGGCAUAAGAGGAUGACAGCAUGGUAGAAGCCGGUGAAACCAUCUUAACGUGGAUGCUUUGUAAAAAGCUUGGUGUACAAUAAUUGAAAUUGUUUCUUAUGACAGAAAUUUAUGAAACCAAACACUUUCUUUCCUUUUUAAAAAAAAAUUAAAAGAAUGUACAAUUGCCACCUGCAAUUUUUGCUCAGGCUGGUGAGUUGUUUCCAGAGAAAUAAAAAGUUCCUGGAUUUGAGCCAGUGUUAUUGUGACUUCCAUACAUUCUUCCCUUCCCUGCUUUAAAUAUUUCAUGGUUCAGGAUGCAAAGGUGCUCUUCUGUAUCAGAGAGGUGACAAAAAUACUGCUUAACUCUCAUGCUUCCCUUGUUUCAUGUUCAAACAUGUGCCAGAUGUCUGCACUGACUUCUGUCUGGGCACAAGUUACGGUGUCAGUCUUGAAAUGUUGCACCCUGUAAAAGGUAAAGGGACCCCUGACCAUUAGGUCCAGUCGUGGACAACUCUGGGGUUUCGGUGCUCAUCUCGCUUUACUGCCCAAGGGAGCUAGCGUACAGCUUCUGGGUCAUGUGGUAGCACCCUGUACCACUCAGCAAACCAAGGAUGCUGUUUCCUUACCUUCCAUAUAACAUUCCCAAGAUUUGCCAAGAAUGCCACCUUAAUUAUGACAGCCCUGCAGAGAUUCUAAUACUCAAAGACCUAUAGAAGAGAUUUGGUAAGUGUCCCACCCUAAACAGAACUUGCAUUUUGUUGGAACACUCAUGAGUGUAUUUCAAAAGCAUUGGAGGGGACAGCUUAUAGAUAGGGUUCAUUGUUGUAGAGAGCAGCCUAACUUGCUAUAUGUAUCCAAUGACAUUUUUAAUAAUUCUACCUGGGGGUGUAAAUUUGCUUGAACAUUGGAAACGUAAAUAUAUUAAAGUCCGAAUUAUCACAACCACUUGUUCAGGUAAAGCUGUUACCUCUGCUCUUUCCCAGUUUUAUAACUUUCAGCAGGUACGUGAUUCCUCCGUUUCUCUUCUGCUUAUCCUAUAGGCUGAAAAGUUGCACUCCUAAAUUAAAUCCAGGAUGCUGAUCACC